Messenger RNA from Oryzias melastigma (Indian medaka), 6397 nucleotides. It is a transcript of the gene myo1d, whose product is annotated as myosin 1D. Lineage: Eukaryota; Metazoa; Chordata; Actinopteri; Beloniformes; Adrianichthyidae. Gene Ontology annotation, molecular function: actin filament binding; ATP binding; microfilament motor activity. The record is from RefSeq and is a predicted model, not a curated record. Gene Ontology annotation, biological process: vesicle transport along actin filament; actin filament organization. Gene Ontology annotation, cellular component: cytoplasm; myosin complex; plasma membrane.
UUUAAUGAACCAUGAGUGGACGUGUCGUCUGAUUUGUGACUGAAAAAGGAGAAUGCCGUUUUCCAGAGGUGAACUUUGAGGAAGGUGCGAGACACGCCAAUGCUUCUGACAGCAUUUUGAGUAACUUUUGGAACCGUCUUCCCUCCUGAGAGUUUCGGUUGAGGUUAUCAUGGCAGAGCACGAAAGCCUGGAGUAUGGAAAGGCAGAUUUUGUGCUUUUGGACAACGUGUCUAUGGAGGACUUCAUGGCCAACUUAAAGCUCAGGUUUGAGAAGGGGAGGAUCUACUCCUACAUCGGGGAGGUGGUGGUGUCCGUCAACCCGUACCGCGCCAUGAACAUUUACGGCCGGGACACCAUUGAGCAGUACAAGGGCCGCGAGCUGUACGAGAGACCCCCCCAUCUCUUUGCCAUCGCAGACGCUGCUUACAAGGCCAUGAAGCGGAGGAACAAAGACACCUGUAUUGUUAUCUCAGGGGAAAGUGGUGCAGGAAAGACUGAGGCCAGCAAAUACAUAAUGCAAUACAUCGCUGCUAUUACCAAUCCUAAUCAGAGGGCUGAGAUUGAAAGAGUGAAAAACAUGCUGCUUAAAUCCAACUGUGUCUUGGAGGCCUUUGGAAACGCUAAGACGAACCGCAACGACAACUCCAGCCGCUUCGGCAAAUACAUGGACAUCAACUUUGACUUCAAAGGAGAUCCAAUCGGAGGCCAUAUUAACAACUACCUGCUGGAGAAGUCGAGGGUCAUUUUCCAACAAGACGGAGAGAGGAGCUUUCACUCGUUCUAUCAGCUGCUUAAAGGAGCUCCAGAUUCUCUGUUGCGCUCUCUUCACAUCCAAAAAGACCCGGCAGCCUACAACUACAUCAAAGUUGGAGGCCAGAUUAAGUCUGGCAUCAAUGACGGCGCUGAUUUCAAAGCUGUAGCCGACGCCAUGAAAGUCAUCGGUUUCACAGGAGACGAGAUUCAGACUGUUUACAAGAUCCUGGCUACCAUUCUGCAUCUGGGAAACUUGACGUUUGGAGUGGACGGCGACGUGACCCUCAUAGAGAACAUGAAGCUCGUGUCUGUCAUCAGGGAGCUGCUUUCCACAAAAGAGGAGAACGUGGAGAAGGCGCUGCUCUACCGAACGGUCGCCACAGGUCGAGACGUCAUCGAAAAGCAGCACACGGCCCAGGAGGCCAGCUACGGGCGGGACGCUCUGGCCAAGGCAAUGUACGAGCGUCUGUUCUGCUGGAUCGUGGGACGGAUCAAUGACAUCAUCGAAGUGAAAAACUAUGACGCCAAAGUCCACGGGAAGAACACAGUCAUUGGAGUGCUGGACAUCUACGGCUUUGAGAUUUUCCAGAACAACAGCUUCGAACAGUUCUGCAUCAACUACUGCAAUGAGAAGCUGCAGCAGCUCUUCAUCCAGCUGGUGCUGAAGCAGGAGCAGGAGGAGUACCAAAGAGAGGGCAUCCCCUGGAAACAUAUCGAUUACUUCAACAAUCAGAUCAUCGUGGACCUGGUGGAGCAGCAGCAUAAAGGCAUCUUUGCUGUUCUGGAUGAAGCCUGCAUGAACGUCGGUAAAGUCACCGACGAGGUUUUCCUUCAAGGACUCAACAGCAAGCUGGCCAAGCACGCUCACUACACCAGCCGUAAGCUUUUACCGGCUGAUAAAAGUUUGGAGUUCGACAGAGACUUUCGGAUCCGGCACUAUGCAGGAGAUGUGGUGUACUCGGUCGUGGGCUUCAUUGACAAGAACAAAGACACUUUGUUCCAGGACUUCAAGAGGCUGUUGUACAACAGUUCCAACCCGGUUCUGAAGGUGAUGUGGCCUGAGGGUAAGCUGCGGAUCACCGAGGUCACCAAACGGCCGCUGACGGCAGCGACCCUCUUCAAGAACUCCAUGAUCUCAUUGGUGGAGAACCUGGCCUGUAAGGAACCCUAUUACGUGCGCUGCAUCAAACCCAACGAUGUCAAGUCCCCUCUCAUCUUCGAGCAGGAACGCUGCCGCCACCAGGUGGAGUACCUGGGACUGCUGGAGAACGUCAGGGUCCGAAGGGCCGGCUUCGCCUACAGGCAGACGUAUCCACGCUUCCUCCAGAGAUACAAGAUGAUCUCAAAGUUCACCUGGCCGAACCACGACCUGCCGUCGGACAAAGACGCCGUCAAGAAGCUGCUGCAUGGUUGCGGGUUCGAACACGACGUGGCGUACGGCAAAACCAAAGUCUUCAUCCGCACGCCGCGCACCCUGUUCAGCCUGGAGGAGCAGCGGGCCGAAAUGGUCCAGAGGAUCGUCCUCUUCCUCCAGAAGGUGUGGCGGGGGACUCUGGCUCGAAUGAGAUACCGGCGUAUGCGCGCCGCCCAUAUCAUCCUGCAGGCCUACAGACGCUACAAGGUCAAGUCUUACAUCCGCGAAGUCAACCGUCGCUUUAAAAACGUGCAGACCAUGAAAGAUUACGGCAGACGCGUGAAGUGGCCCACCCCACCCAAAGUCCUACGCAAGUUUGAAGAGGCUCUGAAGAACAUCUACAACAGGUGGUGGGCAUGGACCCUCAUCAAAGGCCUCUCUCCAGAGGAGACUCUGCAGGUGAGGGCCAAGGUAGCCAGCCUGGAGGCCCUGAAGGGUCAAAGAGCUGACCUGGGGUUGCAAAGAGCCUGGGAAGGCAACUAUCUGAAGCGGGACAGUCCUGACACGGCGGCAUCAUUCACACUAGUGUCCAGCGAGCUGCAGAGGAAAGACAAGUUCAUGAGAGUCUUGUUCUCCUGUAACGUUCGAAAGAUCAACCGCUUCCACAAAACGGAGAACCGGGCCGUGCUCAUCACCGACCGCCACCUGUACAAGAUGGACCCCGUGAAGCAGUACAAGCCCAUGAAGAGCAUCCCCCUCUACAACGUGACGGGAAUGAGCGUGUCCCCCGGCAAAGACCAGCUGGUGGUGUUCCACACCAAGGACAGCCGCGACCUGGUGGUGUGUCUGCAGGGCAUGGUGCCAGCCAACGAGAGCCGCAUCGGGGAGCUGGUGGGCACUCUGCUCAGCCACUUCAAGAGUGAGAGGAGGAAGCUGCAGGUGAACAUAGCGAGCCCCAUCCAGUGCAGCAUGAACGGGAGGAAGUGCACCGUCAUCGUAGAACCCAAAACCAACCAAUCCCAGCCGGACUUCACCAAGAGCCGAUCAGGUUAUAUCCUGGCUGUUCCUGGAAACUGAAAGGGACCCAAGCCAAAAACAGAAUCAGUAACCAACAUCAGAAAGUAAUGAUGAUGAUAUGAAGUUUCUUUUUUUUUCCGUUCAUUUGUUUUGCAGAGCUGCUGCUUCUGUAACAAAAUAGCUUUGUUAGACUGAGGCAGCUGAAUCCUCAGUUUCCAAAACCCUGCCAAAGGUUUUUUUUUAAGUGCUACUACAAUUUAAAGCACAGCAUGAUUAUUCACCAAAGUUGUGCACUUUUUUGUGUUAAAAUCCAAAAUUUUGUUAAUUUGUUGAUUUGUGCAAUAUUUUUUACAUUUUUUUUUGGAAUGAUUCUUGUUGAUCAAGGUGACAGUGGAUUUUCCUGCAGAAAUUCCCAGCAUCACUGAUGUUGCAUAUAUUAUAAACCAAUUGGAAACAUGAACAGCUUUUUGUAUUGUGCUGAAAAAUCACUUUGGUUUGCCUCAUGAGGCAAAGACGCUCGUUUUUGCAGAACAAAAAAAAUCCAGAUUGAGUUUGAAUCACAGGGUUUCAAGCAGGAUGUGUUGAACAUAUCCUGUAUAAAUGUACAGCACAGUAACAUCUUCUAUAUUGUUCCUGCUCUGCUUCUACAUUAAAAUAUUAGAAUAGUCUUUCACCCUCAUAAUCCACUCUGAGUAUAAAUAUCCACUACAUUUAUAUGAGUAAAUAACAGAUUUAAAAGCUUUCUUCAUAACUAUUGUGUUUUGUGAAGCUGCAGUGUUGCUGGCCAGUACUGUAUCAUCCCAUCAGCCCAGGAUUUAGUCUCAUUUCAGUGAUCUGCAGAUUUCUUUUCAUUCUUUGAGGAAGGUUUCUUCUCCUUUAUCGCAAAUCUGAACCAAACUGAGGGAGUGAGAACUGCACAUGUGCAGAAAAGCUCUUAGAUUAACAAUCUUGACACAGUAGGAGACAUUGGAGAGGGAGAUCUGCAUUCUUAGCAGCAAAUCUAAAUACAUUUUCUCAAAAUGUAGAAAGUAAAAAAUAAUGAAUUUGAGUUCCCACAUCUGUAACUGGUUGGUUUAAUAUCAGAGUAGAAAAGAUUGUUAUAUGGGGGCAACAAUUUUCCUAAAAGUGUGAAAUUUGAAAGAAAACAAGCAUAUUACAUAAAAUCCUGUUUACUAUCACAUAUAAUAGUCAGCAGCUAACAAGCUAAAGGCUAGCAUGGAAGUUGGUGUGUGUUUCUGGACACAUUUAGUCAUUUUUGGAGUACAAAACAUUCAUUUAUCGUUAUGUAUUCCACUUCCUUAAGCCAGAUGUAACUGUUUAUGGUAUUUCUAUGAGGAGGUAAAAGUGUUCUUCCAGCUAACCACUAAACGCAGCUCAAUGGGUUUGUACAGAGGAGGCAUCUUUGGUGAUGCUGAACAUGUUCGGUUCCAGGUUACGGUCCAGUUAUUCCUCUAUCAAAGCUCCCAUGUUGAUUCUUUUUCAAAAUAAAAGCGGAUGACUUCCUCUAUAAAAUGUUGAGAACUGUGGGGUUCAUUCUGAAAGCCCUUUCUCCUCUCAGAACACAGCCUGUAAGAGAAUCUGAAUUUCUGUCCCACUGUGGACACAACCCACUCCAGGGGGACGAAGAUGAAGCCAAACGAAGCGUUUGUGUUUUCCCUUCUUCUGCAGAAGAGGCCGACCUUGUCCCGGUGUUUGAUCGAGGGCUUUGAAGCGGAAAAAGAGCUGUUUAGGGAAAUCGGUGCAUUCAUGUUAUGGAUUAUGCGAGUGACAUUGAUGCUGUUAAUAGAAAGCCUUCAGAGGCGCAGGAGCGCGUUUACCAAAGUGCAGCCCUGCAUAUCCUGCUAACCCUCCCACAGGGUUUCCCUGACUCCUCUCUGCUCGUCAUUAGGAUGGACUCUGUCACUUCUCUGCUCGCUGCAGAAAGGGGGGGUGGUGAACAAAGCCUCGCUUGGCCUCCUCUCCUCGACUGCUUCUCCUGUGCCCCCCCAAGCCUUCCCUCCUUCCCCACUUUCUCUCUGCUGUAAAAUCACUUGGCUCCUUGCCUAGUAGGACUAGCUGUACCAUCCUGCAGGAUAGAAAAGGGAUUUAUUUUCUAAAGCUUUCACCUGCCCUGCAGGUAGAAAGAUAAAAAAAUGGAAGAAACUAUAACAAUGAACCAUUUGAAAAUUUGCUUUUUUAAAGAUAUAUACAUUUUUUAUUUUUAUUUUAGAAAAACAAUUUAUUUUGUUUGCCAAAAAUGUUUUUUUUCAGCUUCAAAACACAAAUCUGCCAAUUAUAAAAAGAAAAUCACAUAUUACUUGCACAACUGUAUUAUUCUUUUCCAAAUAAAACUCAUAAAGAUGAUCAGCUUUGCACAUAAUCAUCCAUGAACAUCUGUCAGCACAUGUGAAGCUUCCAUUUUCCUCUGCAUGGCAUUUUUUUUUACUGUACUAGUACUUUUUGGUAAAGGUUUUUGACUAAAAUUCUUUCCUUUGUCCUGUAGCCUCCAGUGUGAUACCAGAGCUCUUUAAGUUCCUCAAACAUCCACAUUCUAGUGGGUUUAUCUCUAUAUUUCACUGCAGUAGAUCAUGUAAGGGAAAGGCUGAGGAGUUAUGCAACAACUCUGCUUCCUCAGGUCUCGGUUGUGGGCGGGGUUAGUUUUUGCUUCCAUUUAUAACUUCAGAUCUGCCUUAAAAACCCUGAAUCGUCUUAAAUCUCCAGUAUUUCCUAAAACAGUUCUGCUUUUUUUUUUUUUAUUAUUAUUAAAAACCUACAUUUUUUAUGAUUUUUGACAUGGAGCUCUGCUAGUAAAUUUUAUCUUUAAGAAACUAAAAGUAGAGUUUGUAUGAUGGCAUGUAAAAAGCAGGACAAAUGAUUGAAUUUGUUUUUUGGUUUUGGAAUAAAUGGGGAAAAAAUACUUUGUGUGUUUUUCUUAAAUUUGAUGGAAGGUGAUGAACUCAUUAUUAAGUAACGGAUCCUUAAGAGUAACAUUGAUGCCCAUAUUCAUUAAUUAAAGUAACAAUCUUUUCUUAUUAUUACUUUAUGAAUCAAACAAGGUUAUUUUUGUGCCAUUUUGCUUUAAUUUUUUUGUUUCUUUGUUUUCUCUUUUUGUUCCAACAUUUCUUUAAUCAAACCUGAGACAAAUGUCCUUUUCCUGUAAUUUAUUCUGCUCUCGAUGGAUCAAAAACAUCUGUAUGCACCAAUAAUUCCAAAUGUGCCUCAUUUUUUUAAUUAAGUUUCUAUUUUGUGUAAUAUUUUAUGAUGGUAAGCAUAAAUAAACUUUAAUAUCCAAAA